UAAUGAAAAAAGAAGAAGAGAAUUCUGAUUAUUUAAUCUUUCGAUGUUCACUUGUUACCAUCCAAAAUCCUUGCUUCAAUCCAACUCAUUAUUCUUCCCCCAAUUCUUCCAAAUUCACCAAACUCCAUUAAAGAAAACCCUAGAUUACCCAUCAAUCCACUCAAGAUAUCUCCCUUCGCUUAAAACCCAAGUUAUAAUUUUCAAAAAAUUGUAGAAAUAUCAAAUUUCUAUUUUUGAAAUGACAGAAAUACUUCAAUCGCCACUACGGAUAUCUUCUUCUCAAAGCUCUCUGAUAUCAUUAGAUGACAAUGAUGGGUUACUCCAACAAACACAUCAUCAGUUUGCGUCUUCUUCUUCCCUUAUUAACCCUUGUCCCAAUUUGUACUCGGUAGCUGUGUCUGUAUGUAAUACAGAAGAGAGAGAAAGAAGAAAGAGGAGAGAGAGGGAAGAAGAGGAUAGAGAGCUGUCAUUGUUGGCUGUUGUGGUUACUGUUUUUAGAAAAUCACUCGUUGGGUCUUGUAAUAGCGUGAAAUUUGAAGAUUUCCCUUGUGAUAAUAACUCAAAGAAAUCUUCUAAAAUGGAGAUUGGAGUGCCUACGGAUGUUAGGCAUGUUGCUCAUGUCACGUUUGAUAGGUUUAAUGGGUUUCUUGGUUUACCUGUUGAAUUUGAGCCUGAGGUUCCCAGAAGACCUCCCAGUGCCAGCACAAGUGUGUUCGGGGUUUCAACUGAAUCUAUGCAGCUGUCAUUCGACUCUAGAGGAAACAGUGUUCCAACAAUUCUUCUGAUGAUGCAAAGACGCUUAUAUGCUCAAGGAGGCCUUCAGGCAGAAGGAAUUUUCAGAAUCAAUGGUGAUAAUGGACAAGAAGAGCAAAUAAGAGAACAACUUAACAGAGGAGAAGUUCCUGAAAACAUUGAUGUACACAGCUUAGCAGGUCUUAUUAAGGCUUGGUUUAGAGAACUUCCAAAUGGGGUUUUGGAUUCGAUUGAGCCAGAGCAAGUGAUGCAAGCACAGUCAGAGGAGGAAUGUGCUCGGCUUGUGAGGCUGCUUCCAUCAACAGAAGCUUCAUUGAUGAAUUGGGCUGUGAAUUUAAUGGCAGAUGUUGCUCAACUUGAACAUCUAAACAAGAUGAAUGCUCGUAACAUUGCUAUGGUGUUUGCUCCAAACAUGACUCAGAUGGCGGAUCCUUUGACUGCACUCAUGUAUGCUGUCCAAGUUAUGAACUUUCUCAAGACUUUGAUUGUGAAGACACUUAGGGAGAGAGAAGAUUUGAUAGUCGAGGCGGGGCCCACGUCAAAGUUUGAUCAUUUUGAUGAGAACAACGGGCCCCACUGCUCUGUUUGGGGAACAUUAGAUGAGACGAAUGAUGAAGGGGAGGAUCAAGAUUUUUCAAUCAAAGAACCCACCUUGGAAAGCCAUGAAAGUACUUGUAAAGAUGAUUUGACUUCUAGAGGUCAAAGUCAAAGUCAAACUACUAGGGUUGAAGAAGAGGGUGGUGGUAGGGUGGUUGAAGGUGGUGGUGGUACGAUGGCUGAAAUUCUGAAGAGUAGAAAUGCACAGUCGAGUAACUUGAGUCUUAAGAAGGCGUUGAGAAAAAAUGUAGAGAAAAGCAAAGGAAGCACGAUUGUGAGCCGUUUAAAUUCAAGAACAGAGAGGAUUGAGGCAUGGCGGUGAAGCGGUGUUGUGGGGCGGGGCGUGGUGGUGGUGGGAUGGUUAUCUAUUUGACCGUUGGUCAGAAAAAAAGUGGAGCUUUAUGUAAUUUGGUUUGGAGUUGUAAUGUGGUAUAUGCUAUUUGCAUGCCAAUGGUUUGUUUAUGAUUUUUAUAUGCAUAUGGGGUUUUGAUCA
Lactuca sativa (garden lettuce) is the source of this 1843-nucleotide messenger RNA. Its product is annotated as rho GTPase-activating protein 4. Lineage: Eukaryota; Viridiplantae; Streptophyta; Magnoliopsida; Asterales; Asteraceae. Gene Ontology annotation, molecular function: GTPase activator activity. The record is from RefSeq and is a predicted model, not a curated record. Gene Ontology annotation, biological process: signal transduction.